UUUUUUUUUGAGAACUGGUAAAUCGUCCUUCCUAGUUCCUGCUCUACCUGUAUUUUCACUCUACUUUCUGAUACAGUCGGAGAUCGUCGAUAGAUUGAUAAACCCAGAUUUGAAUCCGGUGGGCGGUCGUUGUUUUCACCCUACCCAAUUCUAAUCUAGGCGGGCUGGGCUGGGCUGUAUUGGAUAGCAAGAAAAGGAUUCGCAUGAUAUAAAGAGCCUAACAGAUACGGAAUCAGUUCACAUCCGCAGAAGACUUUAAAUGGAUAGUGGUUGGAGGAGGACGUUGGGGAAUGUAAGGUCCUUCUUCGGCAACUUGACCGGAGGUUUAAGGGGAGGUUCCAAUUUGGCAUCGUGGGUCGUCGCCGGAACCCUAGCUUACUAUCUUUGGGUCAAGCCUUCUCAGGAGCUCAAGCGAGAGCAAGAGGAAAGGGCUGCGCUGGCGGCUGCCUCUGAUCGUUAUCGUUACAUUGAGAAACGGAAACCAAUCCCAGAUCCUCAGGAAACUGGAUUGAUAUAUGGUAACAAGAAUAGAGCUAAUAAACCUUCCGAGGAAUGACUUGGGAGCUAUUGCGUCUGUCUGCAUAUCAAUUCCGGUAUUUGCUGGACAUUUGCUAAAAAUGUUGAUUCCUGCUAGGAUUGUUUUCUUGCUUUGAUUAAUGUGUGCAAUAUUGAGCUAUCCCUGGUCGCAUUGGGCCUAUGCAUGCUACAUGCAUGGGGGCUGUUCAGACAUGAUUGGAUCACAUGGUACUGGAUGCUUCUUGAUUGUUGGGUUACUGCUGUUUGCUGGACUGCUAUUAGGAUUUCAUUGAGCAACAUGGUGUAUUGUUACAUUUAGUUAUACUUGUCUAGGAUUUUAGCUAGGAAUUGGAUAGAUAAUGGAGUGAAUGCCUACAUCCUUUUAUUAUACUUGGCACUUAUGAUAGGUUAAUUUUAGGUUUGUUUGUAAGAAAUGGGUUUGUUCCUCUUUCCAGCAUAGUCUCAAAGGAACUUGCUAGUGCUACCAUUUUGUACUAUUGUUUGCAGAAAUGAAAUAGUUCUUCUUGAAAAA
Ipomoea triloba (trilobed morning glory) is the source of this 1048-nucleotide messenger RNA. RefSeq lists its product as uncharacterized. The transcript has 4 exons. NCBI's taxonomy places the organism in Eukaryota, Viridiplantae, Streptophyta, Magnoliopsida, Solanales, Convolvulaceae. Bases 260 to 556 code for a protein of 98 amino acids. The record is from RefSeq and is a predicted model, not a curated record.